AUGCUGGAGGAGUUUGACGCAUUGCAGCGCAACCGUACGUGGCAGCUUGUCCCGCGGGCUCCCCGUGCCAAUGUCAUCACUGGCAAGUGGGUCUUCCGCCACAAGACUAGCCCCGACGGCUCUCUCGAGCGCUACAAGGCGCGUUGGGUGGUGCGCGGCUUCCGCCAGCGUGCCGGCAUGGACUUCACCGACACCUUUGCCCCGCCAGUUCACCAGCUCGAUGUGUCCAAUGCUUUCUUGCAUGACCAUCUCGAUGAGAAGGUGUUUUGUCAGCAGCCUACUAGUUUCUUCGACACUCACUAUCCGGGCCACGUGUGCUUGCUCUCCCGUUCUCUUUAUGGGUUGAAGCAGGCGCCUCGGGCCUGGUACCAGCGGAUCACGGCCUUCCUUCAGCAGCAGGGGUUCUGGUCCACACGGUCCGAUGCCUCCCUAUUUGUUUACCACCCGGGCACCGCCACUGCGUUCCUCCUCCUGUACGUCGACGACAUCAUCCUGACUGCAUCCUCGCCAGCGCUCCUUCUGCACAUCAUAGCUAGCCUCGGCACCGAGUUCGCCCUCAAGGACUUGGGGGCUCUCCACUACUUCCUCGGCAUCGAGGUUGUGCGCCGGGCCACUGGCUUCUUUCUGCACCAGCAGAAGUAUGCCUACGAGCUUCUGGAGAGAGCGGGCAUGCUUAACUGCAAGCUUGCUCCUACGCCUGUCGACACGAAAGCUAAGGUAUCCGCCGUCGAGGGUUCUCUGGCGUCUGACGCUCCCUUCUACCGCUCCAUCGUUGGUGCUCUUCAGUACCUCACGCUGACACGCCUAGACAUUCGGUGCGCUGUCCAGCAGGUGUGCCUUCAUAUGCAUGCUCCUUGUGAUACUCAUUGGGCUCUGGUGAAACGUAUUCUUUGGUACAUACGUGGCACCACAGCUCUGGGUCUCACCCUGACGGCAUCACCUGACACCAGCCUUGUCGCCUACUCCGACGCUGACUGGUCUGGGUGUCCCGACACUCGACGCUCCACUUCCGGCUACUGCGUCUACCUCGGGCCAUCUCUGAUUGUGUGGUCGUCUAAACGACAACCCAUGGUCUCAUGA
Molecule: messenger RNA, 1080 nt
Organism: Aegilops tauschii subsp. strangulata
Lineage: Eukaryota; Viridiplantae; Streptophyta; Magnoliopsida; Poales; Poaceae
Source: RefSeq, a predicted model, not a curated record